AUGUCGUCUAUCACCGUUAUUUCACCCACAACUCAACAACCUAUUGCUGAAGUGUCUUGUCUUUCAAAGAAGGACAUCGACAACGUUGUCCAGAACGCAGCCGAGGCUUUUAAGCUUUGGAAAAAGGUGCCAGUAUCCGACAAGGUAGCUAUCAUCGACAACUUCUUGAAGCUAUUUCCAACCAAACAGGAAGACAUCAACAACUCUAUCGCAAGUCAAAUGGGUAGACCGGCAAAGUAUGGCGCAGGCGAAGUGAAGGGUGUUUUGGAACGAGCUUCGUAUAUGAACAAAGUGGCGGUUCAGAGCCUUCAGGAUGAGCAAUUCAACGAUCAACAAGGGUUCACGCGCUUUUUGCGUAAGGAACCCUUAGGCCCUAUUCUCAUCAUUGCUGCAUGGAAUUAUCCUUACUUGACCAUGGUCAACAAUGUCAUCCCGGCGUUACUUGCCGGCAACACGGUGUUACUGAAGCAGUCUCCUCAAACACCUCUGUGUGCCGAUAUCUUUGCACAAACUUUACAUGAAGCUGGCAUUCCCAAGAAUGUAUUGCAAGUAACCCAUGUGGAUGACGAAGGUGCCGACUAUUUGGUGCAGCAUCCUCAGAUCAAGUUUGUCAACUUUACAGGCUCGAUUGAGAUAGGGAAAAAGAUUCGCAAAUCCAUCGGUGAAAGCGGAAAGCUCAUUGGUUCGGCUAUGGAGCUCGGAGGAAAGGAUCCCGCGUAUGUAUGCGAUGAUAGCAACCUCGAUUAUGCCGUGGAGAACAUUGUAGAUGGAGCUUUUUUCAACUCUGGCCAAUGCUGUUGUGCAAUUGAACGAUGCUAUGUGCAAGAAUCCGUGUAUGACGAAUUUGUGGAAAAGGCCGUUGCGCUUACCAAGAAUUAUGUGCUUGGCAACCCAACAGAUCCAGAAUCCAACCUUGGUCCUAUGGCUAACGUGCGAUUUGCCGACAAAGUUCGAGGCCAGAUUCAAGAUGCUGUGGAAAAAGGCGCCAAGACAUUAAUUGAUACUGGCAAGUUAUUCCCUGCUGACAAGGCUGGCACUGCGUUUGUUGCUCCGCAAAUCUUGGUGGACGUCGACCACUCCAUGGCGGUGAUGCAGGAUGAAACGUUUGGUCCGGUACUGGCCAUCAUGAAAGUCAAGUCUGAUCAAGAGGCCGUGCAAUUGAUGAAUGAUAGUCGUUAUGGACUGACCGCCAGCAUUUGGACCAAGGACGCUCAACGAGCUUUGGACAUCGGAGAUGAAAUCGAGACUGGUACCUGGUUCAUGAACCGCUGUGACUAUAUUGAUCCCGGUCUUUGUUGGGUUGGCGCCAAGGACAGUGGACUUGGCUUCAGUAUGAGCCAUCACGGCUUUGAUCAAUUUGUUCGUCCAAAGUCUUUCCACUUGAAAUUGGCUCAAAAUUAG
Umbelopsis ramanniana AG is the source of this 1401-nucleotide messenger RNA. RefSeq lists its product as uncharacterized. Lineage: Eukaryota; Fungi; Mucoromycota; Umbelopsidomycetes; Umbelopsidales; Umbelopsidaceae. The coding region runs from base 1 to 1401 and encodes 466 amino acids. The record is from RefSeq and is a predicted model, not a curated record. Gene Ontology annotation, molecular function: aldehyde dehydrogenase (NAD+) activity. The transcript has 6 exons.